AUGAAGAUUAUCAAUCAAAACGGAUAUACCAAAGAUGAAUUGCAAUCAUGGAGAACAAUAGUGUAUAAAAACUUGGUUGAGUCCGCCCAAACAUUGGUGCAGGCUAUUCUUACCUUUGACCUGAAGUUUGAUAAUGGUGUGAACAAUGAAAAGACAAUGAUUAUCAAAAGUUACAAAUUCUCGGGCGAUAGUCGAAUAAUACUGGACGCAUCCCUUAUAGAAGCAAUUGAGAGUGUUUGGGCCGAUACAACUACGAAAUUCUGUAUUGAAGACAAAGCAAGUGAAUUUUAUUUGAUGGAUUCUGCGCCAUACUUUUUUGAGGACAUAAAACGCAUUGCAGAAGCUGAUUACAUUCCUAACGAACAAGAUGUGUUGCGAGCAAGACUCAAAACGACUGGAAUCACCGAGAUUAAGUUUGCCCACGAAAAGCAUACCUCAAUACACAUGUUUGAUGUAGGUGGACAAAGAUCCAAGCGACGAAAGUGGAUUCAUUGUUUUGAAGCCGUCAGUUCGAUUAUAUUCUGUGUCGCUCUCAGUGAGUACGAUCAAGUUUUACUUGAAGAAACGCGCCAGAAUCGGAUGUUAGAAAGCAUUGCAUUGUUUGAGUCUGUAGUCAAUAGUCGCUGGUUUCUAUAUACAUCAAUCAUGCUUUUUCUCAAUAAGGUUGAUCUUUUCAAGGCCAAAGUCGCCAGGGUGCCUCUCGAAAAGUACUUCCCAGAUUACGGAGUAGGAGGUGCUGAUAUCAACAAGGCUGUAAAAUAUAUUUUAUGGCGAUUCCUGCAAGCCAACAGACCAAAAUUGAACGUUUAUCCCCAUUUAACGCAAGCUACAAACACAAACAACAUUCGGUUUGUGUUUGUCACUGUUGAAGAAACAUUGCUACAAAAUGCACUGAAAGCGUCUGGAAUGAUGUAA
Molecule: messenger RNA, 915 nt
Organism: Mucor velutinosus
Lineage: Eukaryota; Fungi; Mucoromycota; Mucoromycetes; Mucorales; Mucoraceae
Exons: 8
Coding region: 1-915 (304 amino acids)
Biological process (GO): adenylate cyclase-activating G protein-coupled receptor signaling pathway
Cellular component (GO): heterotrimeric G-protein complex
Molecular function (GO): GTP binding; G-protein beta/gamma-subunit complex binding; G protein-coupled receptor binding
Source: RefSeq, a predicted model, not a curated record